UCUCUCUCUCUCUCUCUCUCUCUCUCUGUGUGUGUGUGUGUGUGUGUGUGUGUGUGUGUGUGUAUGUGUGUGUGUGUGUUAGGUGUACCUCUGUGCAGAAGAGUGUGGAGACCAGAAGUCAGCCCAGCUGUUGUUUUUAAGGCCAUCCACCUUAUUUCUUUUGAGGCAGGAUUCCUCACUGGCCUGGAGCUGGUCAAGUGUCUAGACUGGCCAGUGACUGCCAGGGAUCUUCUGUGCCAAUUCCACAAUCUCAGAGUAAGAGCCUGUGUGACUGAUCUGGCUUUUUAAAUGUAACAUUUGCAGCGAUUUCUAGCUACGAUGCCUUCACCCAGUGAGGAGGAGGAGUCCCCAGACACCAGCCCUGCACCCAGCAUCUUUGAAGAGGAAAGCUUCCAGUCUCAAUACAGAAUCCUGAGGACCAUCGGCCACGGGAGCAAUGCCAAGGUCCAGCUGGCCCACCACCGCCUCACGGGUACCCCCGUGGCUGUCAAGGUACUUCGGAAAAAGAAGUGGUGCCAGCCAAUCAGGUCUGAGGUAGAGAUAAUGAUGAUAACCAACCACCCCAACAUCAUCUCACUUAUCCAAGUGAUCGAGUCCGAGAAGAGAACAUACCUCGUCAUGGAGCUGGCUGAGGGCCAACAGCUUUAUCAGUACGUCCGAAAGGCUGGCCACCUGCCGGAACAUGAAGCCCGGGGGAUCUUCAGGCAAAUAAUAGCCGGUGUGAGCUAUUGCCAUGACCAAGGUAUAAUCCACAGGGACCUGAAACCAGACAACAUCAUGCUGGACGAGAAGGGAAAAGUCAAAAUCAUCGACUUCGGCCUCGGCACCCAAGUCAAGCCUGGGCAAAGGCUAAGCCGGCACUGCGGCGCCUACUCCUUUGGUGCCCCUGAACUCUUCCUCGGCAGACUCUACGAUGGCCCCAAGGUCGACAUAUGGACCUUGGGAGUAGUCUUAUAUUUCAUGGUAGUCGGUAAGGUCCCAUUUGGCGCUGUCAACAUACCGGAGCUGCGGAGGCAGGUUGUGUCAGGGAAGUACACCGUCCCCUUGGGCCUGUCAGAAGAUCUCCAGGACCUGCUUAGCCUCUUGAUGACGGUCAACCCCAGGCUUAGGCCAACAGUGGGUGAAGUGAAAGCACACCCCUGGCUCAGGAAAGACACGGAGGCUUUACCAAAUCACUGUGAAGAAAUGGCCCCCAGCCUGCUUGACCCUGCAAUUGUGAAAGCCAUGGAACAUAUUGGGUUCCAAGCCCAGGAUAUCAAAGAUUCAUUUCAGCAGAGGAAAUUCGACCAGACCAUGGCAUCCUAUUGCUUACUGCAAGGCCAGGCUCUCCAGGGGUCUGGCCGCACAACACGUGCUCAGACCACGAAUCCGGGGGCCACACCGUUCCCUUCCCUAGAGGAUCCUGGUGCUUUCCCGCUGGCACCAAGGAGGAGGGGAAGUGAGCCCGCCCUUCGGGCAUUGCUCAGAGGGUCAUCCUCUAACGGUCAGGUGUCUGCCUAUGGCCAGCAGGCAGGUCAAAGAGGGGCCAGAAAUGCCACCGGGCUGGCUCUUCCUCUCUGCAGGCCACUCCAGAGGACACCCACACUGGACCAGGUCCACCAUCAUGCCAGGAGUGCUCCCUGCAUCUACUCCAAGAGCAGCAUCAGUGAGGACACAGAAGACAGUUCAUGCUCCCACGGUGCCUCAGCAGAGGGCAAGUCCACCCACAGCCAGCGCAGAGGCCUGAGGGCAUGGGCAAGGAGGAUAGGAAACGCCGUGACCAGACUGUGCUGCUGCUGUCCAUCAAGGAAGAAACCUCGCCGGGGUCAGAACAGCGUCUCCCCUCAGAAAUGAGGCACAAGGAGGGCGUCUGGAGAACCCUUGUGCUUGUCCUGCCUGCCUGCUCCGAGCUGGUCCCGCCUCCAUUGCUGACUUCCUACCUUCUCCAAGUGCUUACAUUCUUUCCUACCUCAACCUUCUCCCUCUGUAUGUCUCCUCUUCCCAGCAUGGACUCAGUACCACGGAUGCGGACCCCACUCUAGGAAGUUCUCUCACUGACCUCAUCUCUUCACCUGGACUCCAUCUCCUCCCAAAGCCAACAGCUCCCACACGAUGAGGACUGGAGGACUAUGGGCUCAGGGACCCUUCCAGGGGCCACCAACCCAAGCACAUGUGGCCGUGGGUCACAAGAGCUGUAGAACAGAGCCUCAGGUUUUCAAAAGCAACAUCACAUUCCAUAAGCCUCAAAACCGAUAACCAACGAUGAUGCCAUCAGCUAAGCGUCCUCGUAUAGAGUGCUGCUGGCUGCUGAAGACAGUCCGUCCUGCGUGCAUGCACAGUCUUUCGCAUACUGAUUAUCCCUUUGUUCCUAAGAGCUAGUGAUGCACAGAUUUUUAUAGAAAACAUUUAUAAAAGAUUUCUUUCAAAGAGUUCAACUGGGAAGUAGAAAAAGAAGACAUGAUACAGUAAGGCAAGUCAAAACCCGAGUAAGGCAGCAUUCUAAGAAGUAAUUAAAUCUACUUCAUUAUUUCUUUUGUCCAGAACAAAUUAUCUUGUCUCUUUCACGGUGUCAUCUGGAAAUUCUGUCUGGUCCUGAGUAGAAACAGGAGGUGAUUUCAGACACAUGUUCCAAGAAGAGACACAGCAGCAGCAGCUGACCCCCUGGCUUCCCUGCCCCUGUGGGAAUCGCUGACUGAGUACUCCUGGAGCCAGACGCCAUGAUUAGGAAGAUGUUCGGUUUACCUGAACACCAAUAUUCCUAGAAGACAUGUAGAUAUUCCUGGCCUGAACUGUUCCCUGGGAGCUGGAGCUGGAAGAAAAGGCAAGCACACUGUGUUCCUGAUGAGGAACAGCUCUCCACGCUGAUGACCGCAACGUGUCUUAUCUAAGCAUGUGCUCAGAUGACUUGAGAACAUCAACCCCUGCCGUUGAGGUAUUUCUCGUAGACACAUAGACUUCCGCAUCCCGAGGAGUGAUUCUGCUCCUCAAGGGCAGAUUGCUGUUGUAUCCACCACAGGUUGGUGAAUACCGACUCUAAAAUGCCUCUUCAGUGUGCCAGGAGUGAACAAGUUCCUCACAGAUGGGGUUGUUUGGAGCCACAGGACAUGGGCACAGGACCUAAGCUACCAGGCAGCUCCCAGAUGUAUAUAUUUAUAAGCAGAAGACAUUGUCUCUGUGCUGGAAGAAGUCUGAGUGUCCAGAUGGGCCUCACCCUCAGUGUGCCUGACAGGAACUUCAGCCAACACUCGCCCACUGGACAGAACAAUGCUCUGGCACAGACCUCACUUCAGGCUGUGACCUUGGAGCCACAGACCACUGAUUGCCUUGACGUGUUGGAGAGGGGGCAGGCAGCCCACGCUGAGGAGUCUUGUCCGUGAGAAGGUCUUCCCAGAAAGGACUGCAGUUGAAAGGGAAACACCACCAAGAUCAAAAUGCCAGGCUCUGCUAUACGUCAAAAGCUAUCGUUAUUGCAUACAUAAAGUUAUAUGUACUAUGGUUAA
This is a messenger RNA of Peromyscus maniculatus bairdii (prairie deer mouse), 3479 nucleotides long. The record is from RefSeq and is a predicted model, not a curated record. NCBI's taxonomy places the organism in Eukaryota, Metazoa, Chordata, Mammalia, Rodentia, Cricetidae.